AUGAAGCUACAGGAGGAAACUUUCGGUGGUAAACCAGCCUGGCCUGCGGCGUACGAGAAGUACAUGGAAGGUGCCUCAACAAUCAUGACCGACAUGAAUGCUGAGGCCUCCGCGGUCGCUGGUACAGGGUUCGUGGCGCUGGAUAAUGCGAUGGGCAACUGCAAGGUCUAUCGACUUGACGAGGUUGUCGGAGAAGCCUCGCGUUUCCAAUUCAAGCUGCAGGAAUGGGAUGGAGUAACACCUAUGCGCAUUGUUGACCAGCACAAGAACACAGUCGGCAUCCUCAGCGGGCACCCUGGCGAUCCGAACUGGGAUGCAGUCCAGCUCAAAGGUGCAGCCGCAUUGGAAGACGCUUGCGGGCGGUGCUCCGUACCUCAGAAGGAGAGGUGCCAUUGA
This is a messenger RNA of Cyclocybe aegerita, 396 nucleotides long. The record is from the annotation of a GenBank genome assembly. Lineage: Eukaryota; Fungi; Basidiomycota; Agaricomycetes; Agaricales; Hemipholiotaceae.